Messenger RNA from Mus musculus (house mouse), 3133 nucleotides. RefSeq names its product ubiquitin-conjugating enzyme E2L 3 (gene Ube2l3). The record is from RefSeq and is marked validated. Gene Ontology annotation, biological process: modification-dependent protein catabolic process; positive regulation of DNA-templated transcription; protein ubiquitination. Gene Ontology annotation, molecular function: ubiquitin conjugating enzyme activity; ubiquitin-like protein transferase activity. The transcript is spliced from 4 exons. Gene Ontology annotation, cellular component: cytoplasm; nucleus. Lineage: Eukaryota; Metazoa; Chordata; Mammalia; Rodentia; Muridae. The coding region runs from base 610 to 1020 and encodes 136 amino acids.
GCGAUGCAUUUUGGGAAAGCAGCAGCACCAGAUCCAAGAUGGCGGCCAGCAGGAGGCUGAUGAAGGUAAAAGCCAUUCUCUGGCGCUGGCCAGGCGGGGGGCGGCGUCCCCGGGCCGGGACCCCUACGGCGGGCCGCGGUUCCUUGGGGCGACGCCGUUCUUCAUCCCUCAUUGCGUGGCCCCGCUGUGCCGCGUGCGGAGAGAUCUAACGGGGCCGCCUAGGCCGCAGCCUGGGCGGGAGCGCAAGGCCGCGCUGAGAGCCGCCGCUGCCGGCCCUUCGGAUCAGCCUGGGCAGUUCUCGAGCCCCCUCCUCCUGGAGCGAAGCCGGGCCCUCCGUCGCAGCGGCCGCGGUCCGGGUCGAGGACGCCGUUGAUGUGUGGGCCGGGCCUGGAGGCCCCAAGCUGGGCGCCCUCGGGGAAGAAAGCCGGAGCCCCGGCUGGGAGUACGCGCCGCGGAGCCGCCCGGUCCUGGGCCGCGGUCGCCGUUCUCUGAGCCCCAUUCCGCCAGCCCACAGCUCCGGGACCGGGAGGCUGCGAGGCCCGAGACGGGAAAGGAAGGAGGAGGGCAGGCGGCCAAAGUUAGGAGCUUGAAGAGAUCCGCAAAUGUGGAAUGAAAAACUUCCGUAACAUCCAGGUUGAUGAAGCUAAUUUAUUGACUUGGCAAGGGCUUAUUGUUCCUGACAACCCUCCAUAUGAUAAGGGAGCCUUCAGAAUUGAAAUCAACUUUCCAGCAGAGUAUCCAUUCAAACCACCCAAGAUCACAUUUAAAACAAAGAUCUACCACCCUAACAUCGAUGAGAAGGGGCAGGUCUGUCUGCCAGUCAUUAGUGCUGAAAACUGGAAGCCAGCCACCAAGACUGACCAAGUAAUCCAGUCCCUCAUAGCACUGGUGAAUGACCCCCAGCCUGAGCACCCACUCCGGGCUGACCUAGCUGAAGAAUACUCUAAGGACCGUAAAAAAUUCUGUAAGAAUGCUGAAGAGUUUACAAAGAAAUAUGGGGAAAAGCGACCUGUGGACUAAAAUCUGCCAUGAGUGAUUCCAGCAAGUUUGAGCAGAGACCCCGAGCAGUGCAUUCAGACACCCCGCAAAGCAGGACUCUGUGGAAAUUGACACGUGCCACCAACUGGCGUCCGCUUGUGGCAGUUACUAACUUUCUACAGUUUUCUUAAUCAAAAGUGGUCUAGGUAACCUGUAAAGAAGGAUUAAAAAAUUCAGAUGUUCUAGUUCUGCUUGCUUUGUUUUAAAAAUCACUGCUUUAGUCUACUUCAAAAGAAUGGCAUUUCUUUUCUUGCCCAAAUUUACUCAAAGUUGCAGUUAGCCCAGAAGGUUUAAAGAAAAAGGUUGUUGUGGUUUCUUCCCCCUUCCCCUCUCCCCACUUUUCGAUUCCCACUUCCACAGACCAAGGCCCCAGCUCCCCACAGAGGUGGCCGCAGCACUGACAACGUUUCCUGUGCCAACACUGCCUGUGGGUAAUGAGUAGCUCACGCACCCCAUUCCAGCUUAGUGAUGUCUUUAAAAAAUUAUAAAACAGUAUCAAUGCCCUGUCCCAAAGGAACAUCCAUGCAAACAAAGAGAAGCCGUCUUUACGUAAAAUUUUAGCAAAGGGUUUCCACAAUAAUAAUAGACCCGACAGACAGACCCCCAUGGUCCCUAUCUGUAGUCAGACUGUGCUGGCUGGGUCUCUGCAGGGAACCUGUUAUAGCAGGUUUGUGGUGACCUUGGAGGGAGGGUCUGCCAGCAGAGAAUACAGUGCGCUUGUGUGAUGGACUUCUCACAGUCAGCAGCCCUUCCUGAAGCUGUGGUAGACCUGGUCAUCACAGACCAAAAAAAAAAAAAAAGGCCAGAAUAUUCUUUUGAAAUUUCAAGCUUCUCUACCACCAAGCUCUGAUAGGAUGUGCCAAGGAGAGCUCCCACUCCUGAGCACAGCAGGCCACCACUGCCACCCUCCUCACGGCUUACCCUCAGCGGGGUCAGCCACGAUGGCUCUGCCUCUCUCAGAGCAGCUGCUGGGACAGCCCAGGAACAGGGUGGCUUUUCCCUCCCUCUGGACUCCAAACCUUUCCAGUCCGGCUCCACUUGAAGCUCACUCAAUAUCCUUUCAGUGUGUUUUAUAUUGUUUUGAUUGCCUUUUUUUUGUAGAAAUAAAAUUUGAGCUUAGAAUUUAUCAUCAAAUGAACUCUGUCAAGAUUUGAAUGUUAAAUGUCUUUUCAAGGGAAGUGGGACGGACUGUCCUUGACGCAGUAGUGACACCCUGAGGAAGCUGAUGGCCUGACUGCCCAUGUUCACCAACUCACUUCUGCUACUAGGGGUCUAAUCCUGUGGAGAAGAUUGCCUCAAGAAACCUUGCUUUCUGCUUUAACCUUAGUUCUAUAACUUCCGGGCUACCUAGGCUUACAGACUUGGGAGACAGCUCUGGGUUUUGCCUAUAAAAGAAGUAAGACAUGUCCUCUCAGGCAGUGUAACACUAUUUAGUUUUCCAAGUGUUUGGCUCCUGUGAUGCAUAAAUGAACUAUGCUUUAGUUCAAGUUAUGCAUGGGGCAGGUUUCUGGAGACUUCCAUAUGCCCAGGAUGGUCAGAGCCCUGGGCCUGUGUUUCUACAUCUGUCUCUUCAUUGGCAGAAAAGUGACAAUGGAUUUUAUUUCACUCAUAUUCAGAUUUGUAAUAAAAUGCCAAACUCUGUCAGAAUUGUCGAAGCAAACCACCAUUUUGUUCAUGUUGCUUUUCUGAAUCUAGAGAUAGUCCAGCUGUCUCAUUGCUUAGCUCUACCUGCCUGUUACCCGUCACUGCUCUCUGCUCACUAUGGGAGGGUACUCUUAUGCCAGCAGCCCCUCUCAGGGACUCUCAGCCCCAUUGUUGACAACCAUGGCCUGCCCUGCCUUGGAGUCAGUGGUGUCCCUCUGGGCUUGCAUGCCUUGUCCUGUCCAGCCCUGCCCUGAGCAGGCUUUGAGCAAGGUGGCAGGGAGACCUGUGGAGCAGCCACCCACGCCUGACCCAAGCUGGCUCAGGAAUCCACAUCCCCCUGGUUCCUUGAAGUGCCCGGGUCUCGUCCUGCUCUUCCCACAAUGGCAGAGAAUAGGCUUUCUAAGAUGCUGUGACCCCAUUCUGUCCUUAAUAAAAAUGUUCUCAGACAUUA